AUGUUGGGGGGGGUGGGUGUUAUUGGGGGGGUUUUGAGGGAGUGGGUGGUGGGUGUGUGGGGUUUGGUUUGUGGGUGGUGGGUGGGGGUUUGGAUUGGGGGGGGGGGGGGGGGGGGGGGGGGUUGGGGGGGGGGGGAAUUUUUUGGUUAUGAGGGGGUUGAGGAGUAUAUGUUGGAAUUUUAUUGGGGGGGGGAAUGUUAUGGUGGGGGGUUGGAUUUUGGGUAUGGGGGGUGGGGUAGUGGGGGUGGUGGUGGGGGGGGGGGGGGGUUGGGGGAGAGGGGUGGGGAUAUAGGGGGUGGGAUAGUGGGGUGUUUUGUUUGGGUGGGUAGGGGGGGGAUAAUUGGUUUAUAUAUUAUAGAUGGGGGGGGGUUGGUGGGGGGAGUUUUGAUUGUUGGGUGGGGGGGGGUGGAGGGAUUGUGGAUUGGGGGGUGGGUUGGGGGGAAGGUAGAGGGGGGAUGGAGAGAGGGGGAGAGGGGGAGGGAAGGAGUGGUUGAAGAGGGGGGAGAGGUGGGGAGAAAAGGAGGGGGGAUGGGGAGGGAGGUGUGGUUUUGGUUUGGGUAUGGAAGGGAGGGGGGGGGGGGGAGGGAGGAGGGGUGGGGGUAUUAA
Molecule: messenger RNA, 606 nt
Organism: Knipowitschia caucasica
Lineage: Eukaryota; Metazoa; Chordata; Actinopteri; Gobiiformes; Gobiidae
Source: the annotation of a GenBank genome assembly